AUGUCUCGAAUGCCCGGAGGUCCCUCAAGAACGCCUUCUGCUUGGAGCAAGGCUGAUGUCGGUACCCCAUACACCAACACUCCCGACGCUCAAUCGGUACAGCAAGAAGAGAAGGUACAGCCAGGCGCAGGGCUUGGACUGCAACGGAUAGUAGGCGGAAAGUACAUCGAAGCGAACAAGGAAGCCGGACUACACGCCGAUCAUGGACCCCUUCUCGAGAUCGAACAGGACAUGCCCCUGACCCUCAUCGAGGUCAUCCAGAAAGACGGCAAGGACUUCAUGGAGUUGAAGUUCGCCAAUGGCGACUGCGAGAAUCCAUACAACUGGAACCCGAGAUACAAGACUUUCGUCAGCUACAUGCUCAACGGAAUGACCCUGUUCAUCGGAUUGGCGACGACGGCAUACAGCUCGGGUAUCGAUUCCAUGUGUGAGGAGUUUGGAGUCAGUUCGGAAAUUGGACAAGUCGGUCUCUUCCUCUUCAACUUUGUCUGCGCCAUUGCGCCCAUGGUGCUUGCUCCCUUCUGCGAGCUCGUAGGCCGCAAGAUCGUCUACUCUGGCGCCUAUCUCUGCUUCUCCCUCUGCUUCAUUGGCUUGGCACUGGGCAAGAACAUCGCCACGAUCCUCGUCAUGCGGGCCUUCCUUGGUCUCUUCGGUUGCGUCGGCACGAUCCUCGUGGGUGGCACUUUUGACGACAUGUACGUCCCGCGAGAGCGAGGCAAGCCCAUGGCCAUGUUCUCAUACAUCGCCAUUCUCGGUACUGUCUCGGCUCCGAUCUACGCGGGCUUCAUCGAUUUGACGAUUGGCUGGAGAUGGAUUGAAGGCAUCCAAGGACUGUCCAACAUUCCCCUACUCCUGUGCAUCUUCGUCUUCUUUCCCGAAACCCGAGGCGGCUCCGCGCUCCAAAAGCGUGCCAAGCUCCUCCGGAAAAUCACCAGCGAUGAGAGAUACGUCUCGCCCAUCGAAAUCGAAACGCCCUCGCUACAGGCUAUGUUGAAAGCUUCCUCCGUCAAGGCCAUCCGCAUGCUCGCCACAGAACCCGUCGUCUUCGCCUUCGGCGUCUGGAUCGCCUUCUCCUGGUUCGUCGUCUUCCUCUUCCUGUCCGUCAUCCCCAUCACCUUCUCCGAGAAGCGCGGCUGGAACGAGGGUGUCUCCGGUCUGCCCUACAUCUCCCUGGCCAUCGGCACGACCCUCGGCUGGGCGGCGAACCACCUGCAGAUGCGCAAAUACGACAAGAUUGUCGACGAUCCCGACCAGCGCGUCACACCCGAAGACCGCCUCUACGGCGCCAUGUGGGGCGCCGUGUGGUUCCCCAUCGGCCUCUUCCUCUACUCCUUCACGCAGUACGGCUACCUCCCGUGGAUUGCGCCGACCAUCUCCCUCGCCCCCAUUGCGUUUGGCAUCUACUUUGUGUUUGAGAGCACGUACUCGUACACGGCGGAUUGCUACGGGGAGAGCGCGAGUUCGGCGAUUGCGGGACAGGGCCUGAUGCGGAACACGCUCGGCGCCGUCUCGCCGCUCUUCGCCAGUCAGAUGUUCCAUGGUAUGGGCAGUCAGUGGGCUGGAUUGUUGUUGGCGCUGCUGGGGACGGCGUUGAGUAUGCUUGCGUUUGUCAUGUUUAAAUGGGGUCCGACUCUGCGGGCGAGGAGUAAGGCUGCUAUCACCUAUUAG
Lecanosticta acicola is the source of this 1668-nucleotide messenger RNA. NCBI's taxonomy places the organism in Eukaryota, Fungi, Ascomycota, Dothideomycetes, Mycosphaerellales, Mycosphaerellaceae. The record is from the annotation of a GenBank genome assembly.